AUGAUCAAAACAUUUGCUGUGCAUUUCUUUGUUCUUGCUUGCAUUAUUGAAGCAUCUCAUUUCCGUGGCGGAACAAUAACCUCACGCCCUUUCAAUGCUACACCAUCGGGCUCAAUAGUUCCUGUCAUCGUGCGAGAGCGAUGGUCAUGGCGUCGCAGUUGGAAUUAUCCACCAUGCGAUGAUACUGUCAUUGCUUCAUACGUUCGUACAGAAGGUGCUUCGUUUCCAGUCACUUGCACAAGUGGUUCUUGUAGUCCUUGGACAGGCAUGGAUACGACAACAUACUGUACUGAUUAUAGUGUUCCAUUGGAUGUUGCUUCAGGCGAAUAUUAUGACACGUAUAUGAUACCGCUCAACACUGCUUUCACUAUUGCCUUCGCGGGAAAUGCUUGGUUUCAAAAUCUGGUUGUUGGAGGUGGUUUAUACUGGUCUGUUGCCGGUCGGAUUAGUACUAUCCUCCGACCAGACGGCUUCUUAGACACCAGUCCUGUUGCUGUCAGUCUUCCUAUUAUCUACAAGCAAAUCAAUAUUCCGCAGGUUCACGUCGUUCAAAUGUCCGAUUUUGAUGGAACUGAUCUAUUAAAAUGUCGAUGGUCCACUUCAUCAACAAGUACUAUCAAUCAAUACGAUGAAUGCGCAAAUGUAUGUAACGGCAUACCAGGUGCUAAUCUUAUUGGAUCAAAUUGUACAAUUACUUUUACACUUGUCUCAGCUAAUUGGUAUGUUGCAGCAGCAUUACAAAUUGAAGACUUUUAUAAUGCUGCAGCAUUGUCAGCGAAUACACCAAUGACGUCGGUUCCACUUCAGUUUCUUUUCUAUGGUUAUGCUGCACCAAGUGGUUGUGGUACUCCGCCGGCUAUCAUUGGUCAACGGCCAAACCGAGCUUGUAUCGGAGUAAUGCCGGGCGACAAUGUGACAGAAAUUGUCAUUACACAAGUUUAUUGUCCGGGAACGAGUAUUGUUGACACUGUUUCCAGCGUACCUGUUGGAAUGACAAAAAGUAAUAUUUCCAAUCCAAGCACAAAUAUAUAUGAGAUUAUCCUCAGUUGGAUACCUAUGUCCAGUCAAUAUGGUCCACAAGCUGUGUGCUUUGGAACUGUUGAUAAUCGAAACCUCCAAUCAAAUCAAUGGUGUAUUACAUUUUUGGUUGGUUUUAAAUCACCUCAAGUCAUUCGACCACAAUUGGUUCAAGGUUCAGCUUCACCCAUUGGUACUGUCUUUCAAAAUCAAACUACCUUCUCCAUUCAAACUUCAAUAUCGGUUAAUCGCCCAACACUUAAUGGUACUAAUAUUUACUUUUGGGAUUCUACUCUCGGUGGUACACUUGUCCAACAAUAUGAUUGUGGUUGGGCACCUGAAGUCACAUACACUGGUUUUACAAUUAUCAUACGUUUUCCUGUCGCACCAUGGUUACCCGGACAUUUCUAUUAUGUUACUAUGGAUAGUGGUGUUGCUAGUGGAACUGAGUUUUGUGGUCCUGAAUCGGCACCAAUCACCGAUCCAACAUUUUGGGUAUUCAAUAUCUGGAAUCCUGCACUUUCAUCUACAACGACAACGACUACAACACCAUUUACAACUGCGACAGUGACAACAAAACCAACAUCAACGACAAGCAUCAAUACUCUUUUAACAACAACUGGUAUUGUUAUCACAACUACAACGCCUCCAACAACUACAGCAACAACAUCAACGACUACACCUCCAACUACAGCUGCUCCUACAACUGCUGCUCCAACGACGCCAGGGUCAACGACUGAGUCAACAGUUGCCGUUAUGUAUCCAAAAGAUUUUGAACUUGCUUGUCUUCAACCAAUUGCGAUUCUGAGUGCUGUUUCCUUUGCCGUAUUGAUACCUAUCCAAGGAUUAGUUAUGCAUGCUGCAUUUAUAAAACUAUCAAAUACAUUUAAUCCGUCAAAGAUUGGUGCUCAAACAAGACAUAAUCAACGAAUGAAACGAAUUAUGCGUAGAUAA
Messenger RNA from Adineta ricciae, 1971 nucleotides. NCBI's taxonomy places the organism in Eukaryota, Metazoa, Rotifera, Eurotatoria, Adinetida, Adinetidae. The record is from the annotation of a GenBank genome assembly.